Alnus glutinosa is the source of this 1154-nucleotide messenger RNA. Its product is annotated as SPX domain-containing protein 1. The record is from RefSeq and is a predicted model, not a curated record. The transcript is spliced from 3 exons. The coding region runs from base 123 to 950 and encodes 275 amino acids. NCBI's taxonomy places the organism in Eukaryota, Viridiplantae, Streptophyta, Magnoliopsida, Fagales, Betulaceae. Gene Ontology annotation, biological process: cellular response to phosphate starvation.
UAUCACCCUCACUCUCCUCCUCUGCAGCCUCCUUACUCAUUCGCCUCAUCUCGCCAUCACGGUUUGUCGCUCAGAUUUACAUUCCCAGUUGUAAUUCUUACAGUUUUCUUUGACUGAGGGAGAUGAAAUUCGGGAAGAGCCUCAGCAACCAGAUCGAAGAGACGUUGCCGGAAUGGCGGGACAAGUUCCUGUCCUACAAGGAGCUCAAGAAGAAGCUGAAGCUCCUCGAGCCCAAAGGCGGCGAGAGGCCGACCAAGCGUCAGAGGCCCGAACCCGUAGAUGGGAAGGACGGCAUGUCAGUGGAGGAGAUCGAUUUCAUUAGCUUGCUGGAGAACGAGCUCGAAAAAUUCAACACCUUCUUCGUUGAGAAAGAGGAGGAAUACAUUAUCAGAUUGAAGGAGUUACAAGAUAGGGUGGCAAAGGCAAAGGAUUCCAGUGAAGAGAUGUUAAAAAUUCGGAAGGAGAUAGUGGACUUCCACGGAGAGAUGGUUUUGUUGGAGAAUUAUAGCGCCCUUAACUACACAGGAUUGGUGAAAAUACUCAAGAAGUAUGACAAAAGAACUGGUGCCCUCAUUCGCUUGCCCUUCAUUCAAAAGGUCUUGCAGCAGCCCUUCUUCACCACUGACUUGCUCUACAAACUUGUGAAGGAGUGCGAGGCAAUGCUGGACGGCUUCUUCCCCGUGAAUGAGCCGGCUUCAGCCGAGGCAGCUGAUGGGGACGAAGGGUGUCAUCCAGAUCCUUCAACUUCUGCCACUAACAAGAGUGAUGAUGGUCUGCUCAGAACGCCCAAGGAACUGGUUGAGAUAGAGUAUGUGAAGAGCUUAUAUAUGAAGAGCACUAUAUCAGCGCUGCGGGUUUUGAAGGAAAUUCGGAGUGGAAGCUCAACGGUUAGCGCUUUUUCAUUGCCACCGCUGCAAACUAUUGGACUUGAGGAAACGUACGUGGAAUAAAAUUCCAGUUCUGGAACAAGUAGCCCAAUAGGAAGGAAGUGGGACAUGCCCACAUGUCCCAUUUGUUUUUUAUAUCAUCUUCUUUUUUUCAUGCAUCUCUUAUGAUGUCUUAGAUACUAACACAUGUAAAAUGCCAAAUUCAACCAGAAAUGAAUUCAAUAGAAUCGUAAGUUCUGUAUAAUAGAAUCUUUGGGCUUUAUAGAA